GUCAGAAAAGGUCAAAGCAUUCAAGAUGGCGAUGCUCUUCAGGGUAGCAGGUAGGCAUUAUGGCCUCCUGUCAUCCAAGCAGGUGUCCAGUCCCAUCAUGUCUAAACUAGUCCCCAUGGCAUCUGUGAAAGCCCUGACUACUAAACCUCCAAAGACUAUCCAAGAGGUGGCCCAAGGUGAAAUGCUCGAUUUCUGGAAGAAAAAUGAAACUUUGAAGAGACCCAUUUCUCCACAUCUUACCAUUUGGCGGAGCCAGCUGCCAAUGACACUUUCAUUUUUCCACAGAUUCACUGGAGUUGCAAUGAUUUGUGCAACCUAUGUCUUUAGCUGGGUGAUGCUGGCUUCCCCAGUGGAUUAUCAGUGGUACAUCACCUUCCUUAAGGACCUCCAUAUAGAUGGUUAUGCAGUGGGCCCAUCCUUUCUCUUUCUAGCCAAAUUCAUCAUUGCUUUGCCAUUUUGCUAUCACUGCAUCAAUGGAGUCAGACAUCUGGCCUGGGACCUGGGCAAGGGUUUUGAUCUCCCCACUCUGUACAGAACUGGCUACUUUGUCUCUGUACUCUCCAUUCUUGUUGCACUCUACCUGGCUUCACUGUCAUUCAAGGCACCAGAGUAAACUGUCUUUAUGUCCAUAA
Molecule: messenger RNA, 632 nt
Organism: Lingula anatina
Lineage: Eukaryota; Metazoa; Brachiopoda; Lingulata; Lingulida; Lingulidae
Product: succinate dehydrogenase cytochrome b560 subunit, mitochondrial
Biological process (GO): mitochondrial electron transport, succinate to ubiquinone; tricarboxylic acid cycle
Cellular component (GO): membrane; respiratory chain complex II (succinate dehydrogenase)
Molecular function (GO): electron transfer activity
Source: RefSeq, a predicted model, not a curated record